UGUCACUCGGAGCGGCGGCGGCUCCGGGGCCGCGCGGGACGGGGCGCAGCGAGCGCCUUGCCAGCAGCUGCCUCACCAGGAUGAAGGGGACAGCCAAUGUCAACUCCACUGGCCGCAGCCACUACCAGUCUGCCAUCCCAGUGCCCCGUGCCAUGGCCCAUGGCAAACUGCACACCACAGCCUCCCUGAGCACCCCAGGGUCCCCUGUCCUGCACAGGGCUCCGUCCCCUCGGCCAGGGAAGGUGCCAGCCCCCAGUCCCAAGACUCUCAAGCCCAAAGCUGCUGGAAAAGCUGCUGGCCAUGAGCCGGCCAAGGGCAGGGAGGGAAGCACCAGUGUCCCCGCUCAUGGCGGGCAGAAAGCCCUGUCAAGACCCCCGGGGUCCCCUGGGAAAUUGCUAGAGGCAGUGGACAGUGGGAGGAGAGGGGCAGGCAGGGUGGGGGAGCCCAUGGAGCUGCACAAUGGCAGCGGAACGGCCACACCAGGGACAGGGGAUGAGUCUUGUGGUGCCUCACAGGGGAGGGGCCCUGUAUUUGGGUCAGGGGCCAUCACUUUCUCCUCAGGGCCCCCACACAGCCACCCCAUCACUGCCACUGUGGCACCCUUCCAGUACCGGCUGCGGGAGGACCGAGAGCAUGAGAGGGCCACAUCCCCGGGUGAUGAGUGCUCUGCUCCUGAGAAGGGAUCUGACCCUGACCCCAAGCCCAGAGGCCUGAGAUCAAUGGAGAGGCCCCGCUGGGUUUGGGGGCCACGCUGUCCCUCGGGGGAUUCUUGGGGCCACCCUGGGCCCUUGGUGCACAAUUUGGGGAGAAACGGGGAUGCUUUGGUCCCCCUGGGACCCGCGGUGGCGGCGGGCACCGAGGAGAAGCCGUACCUGAAGGUGGACCCCGAGCUGGUGGUGACGGUGCUGGGCGACCUGGAGCAGCUCCUCUUCAGUCAGAUGCUGGACCCCGAGUCCCAGAGGAAGAGGACAGUGCAGAAUGUACUGGACCUACGUCAGAACCUGGAGGAGACCAUGUCCAGCCUAAGGGGCUCUCAGGUGUCUCACAGCUCCCUUGAGAUGACCUGCUAUGACAGUGAUGAAGCCAACCCACGGAGCGUCUCCAGCCUGUCCAACCGCUCCUCCCCGUUGUCGUGGCGCUACGGGCAGUCCAGCCCGCGGCUGCAGGCCGGGGACGCGCCAUCGGUCGGGGGCAGCUGCCGCUCCGAGGGCACCCCGAGCUGGUACACGCACGGGGAGCGGGCGCACUACUCGCACACCAUGCCCAUGCGCAGCCCCAGCAAGCUGAGCCACAUCUCCCGCCUGGAGCUGGUGGAGGCGCUGGACACCGAUGACGUGGAGCUGAAGUCGGGGUACAUGAGUGACAGUGAUCUGAUGGGGAAGACGCUGACGGAGGAUGAUGACAUCACCACGGGCUGGGAUGAGAGCAGCUCCAUCAGCAGUGGCCUCAGCGAUGCCUCCGACAACCUCAGCUCGGAGGAGUUCAAUGCCAGCUCCUCGCUCAACUCCCUGCCCUCCACCCCCACCGCCUCGCGCAGGAACUCGGCCAUAGCGCUGCGCACGGACUCGGAGAAGCGCUCACUGGCGGAGAGCGGACUGAGCUGGUACGGUGAGGGUGACGAGAAGGCACCCAAGAAGCUGGACUACGACAGCAGCAGCCUCAAGAUGGAGCAUGGCUCCUCCAAGUGGCGGCGGGAGCCCUCGGAGGGCGGUGAGGAGGGGCCCAAGGGUGGUGAGCUGAAGAAGCCUGUCAGCCUGGGCACCCCGGGCUCCCUCAAGAAGGGCAAGACUCCUCCAGUGGCUGUGACCUCCCCCAUCACCCACACGGCCCAGAGCACCCUCAAAGUGGCAGGCAAGCCAGAGACCAAAGUCACCGACAAGAGCAAGCUGUCAGUGAAGAACACGGGCCUGCAGCGCUCCUCCUCUGAUGCCGGCCGUGACCGCGCCACUGACGCCAAGAAGCCGCCAUCAGGGCUUGCACGCCCCUCAUCCUCCAGCUCCUUUGGCUACAAGAAACCAGCUCCUGCCACUGGCACGGCCACUGUCAUGCAGGCUGGGGGCUCGGCCACGCUCGGCAAGGUCCAGAAGACCUCUGGCAUUCCUGUUAAGCCAGUCAGUGGGAGGAAAACAAGCCUCGACGUUUCCAACGCACCCGAGCCGGGGUUCCUGGCACCAGGGGCUCGCUCCAACAUCCAGUACCGCAGCCUGCCCCGGCCGGCCAAGUCCAGCUCCAUGAGUGUGACCGGGGGCCGCAGCGCAGCCCGGCCGGUCAGCAGCAGCAUUGACCCCAGCAUGCUGAGCACCAAGCAGGGUGGCAUCUCGGUGUCGCGGCUCAAGGAGCCAUCCAAGGUUGGCACUGGCCGUGGCACUCCAGCCCCUGUGAACCAGACAGAUCGUGAGAAGGAGAAGGCCAAGGCCAAGGCGGUGGCACUUGACUCCGAGUGCAGCACCCUGAAGAGUGCCAGCUCACCUGAGAGCACCCCAAAAGCCCAGGCCAACCUCCCGCCAGCAGCCAAGGUGGCCGAGCUGCCCCCUACACCUCUCAGGGCGGCUGCCAAGACCUAUGUGAAGCCUCCCUCGCUGGCCAACUUGGACAAGGUCAACUCCAACAGCCUGGACUUGCCCUCCUCCAGCGAGCUGCACACCCCGCAUACUUCCAAGCUCCAGGACUUGCACCCCGCUGGCGGGCACCUCGCGCCCUGCUUCAGCCCCAGCCCUGCUCCCAUCCUCAACAUCAACUCGGCCAGCUUCUCCCAGGGCCUGGAGCUCAUGGGUGGCUUCAGUGUCCCCAAGGAGGGCAGGAUGUAUCCUAAGCUCUCCGGCCUUCACCGCAGCAUGGAAUCCCUACAGAUGCCCAUGAGCCUGCCCAGUGCCUUUUCAGGGGGCAGCACCACCACCGCCGCCCCUGCUGCUGCACCCCCUGCCAGCACAGAGGAGGAAGAGGAAGAAGAAGAGGCAGGAGAGCUGGGCUGGACUGGGAGUCCCCGGCUCACACAUCUGGACAGUGCCAACCGUGACAGGAACACGCUGCCCAAGAAGGGGUUGAGGUACCAGCUCCACUCCCAGGAGGAGGCCAAGGAGCGGCGCCACUCCCACGCGGUCAGCGGGCUCCCCGAGUCGGAUGAGCAGCAGGAGCUGCCCUCGCCCCCCGCCCUCCCCAUGGCGCUGGUUGGGAAGGGCCCGCUCACCAGCAUUGUGAGCCCCACUGCCACCGCAGCCCCGCGGAUCACCCGCUCCAACAGCAUCCCCACCCACGACUCCACCUUUGAGCUGUACAGCACCUCCCAGAUGGGCAGCACCCUCUCCCUGGCCGACAAGCCCAAGGGCAUGAUCCGCUCGGGCUCCUUCCGGGACCCUGUGGACGAUGUUCAUGGAUCAGUGCUGUCCCUGGCCUCCAGCGCGUCCUCCACCUACUCCUCCGCUGAGGAGAAGAUGCAGUCUGAGCAAAUCCGCAAGCUGCGCCGUGAGCUGGAGUCCUCGCAGGAGAAGGUGGCCACGCUGACGUCCCAGCUGUCUGCUAACGCCAACCUGGUGGCGGCCUUUGAGCAGAGCCUGGUGAGCAUGACAUCCCGUCUGCGGCACCUGGCUGAGACUGCCGAGGAGAAGGACACGGAGCUGCUGGACCUGCGAGAGACGAUUGACUUCCUGAAGAAGAAGAACUCAGAGGCCCAGGCUGUGAUCCAGGGUGCUCUAAAUGGCACUGAUGUCACCCCCAAAGAGCUGCGCAUCAAGCGGCAGAACUCCUCUGACAGCAUCUCCAGCCUCAACAGCAUCACCAGCCACUCCAGCAUCGGCAGCAGCAAGGACGCUGAUGCCAAGAAGAAGAAGAAGAAGAGCUGGGUGUACGAGCUACGCAGCUCCUUUAAUAAGGCCUUCAGCAUCAAGAAGGGCCCCAAAUCAGCCUCAUCCUACUCGGACAUUGAGGAGAUCGCCACGCCAGACUCGUCAGCCCCCUCCUCCCCCAAGCUACAGCAUGGCUCCACAGAGACUGCCUCACCCUCCAUCAAGUCCUCCACAUCCUCCUCCGUGGGCAUCGACACAACUGAGCUCUUCCAGGCCCACAGCGAGGGCGAGCCCGAGAAGAAGGAGGUGUCAGAGCUGCGGUCAGAGCUGUGGGAGAAGGAGAUGAAGCUGACAGACAUCCGCCUGGAGGCACUCAACUCAGCUCACCAGCUGGAGCAGCUGCGGGAGACAAUGCACAACAUGCAGCUGGAGGUGGAUCUCCUGAAGGCUGAGAAUGACCGUCUCAAGGUGGCCCCAGGGCCUUCAGCAGUGCCAGGUUCUGUUCCCAGCCAUAUCACGAGCACAUCGGCCUCCUCUUCACCACGGCGCUCCUUGGGUCUCACCCUUGGCCACGCCUUCAGCCCCAGCCUGGGAGAUGCAGACAUGUCCCCCAUGGAUGCUGUCAGCGCUGGCACGCAGAAGGACGAGCUGACACUGCGGAUUGUGGUGCGCAUGCCGCCACAGCACAUCAUCAAGGGGGACCUCAAGCAGCAGGAGUUCUUCUUGGGCUGGACCAAGGUGAGCGGGAAGGUAGACUGGAAGAUGCUGGAUGAGGCUGUCUGCCAAGUCUUCAAGGAUUAUAUCACCAAGAUGGAUCCUGCGUCCACGCUGGGGCUCAGCACCGAGUCAGUCUAUGGCUACAGCAUCAGCCACAUCAAGCGGGUGCUGGACACGGAGCCACCGGAGCUGCCGCUGUGCCGCCGGGGCCUGACCAGCGUCGUGGUGACACUCAAAGGCUUGAAAGAGAAGUGCGUGGACAGCCUGGUGUUCGAAACACUCAUCCCCAAGCCCAUGAUGCAGCACUACAUCAGCCUCCUGCUGAAGCACCGCCGCCUCAUCCUCUCGGGGCCCAGUGGCACCGGCAAGACCUACCUGACCAACCGCCUGGCCGAGUACCUGGUGGAGCGCUCGGGCCGGGAUGUCACCGAGGGCAUCGUCAGCACCUUCAACAUGCACCAGCAGUCCUGCAAGGAUCUACAGCUGUACCUGUCCAACCUGGCCAACCAGAUCGACCGGGAGACGGGCACGGCGGACGUGCCCCUGGUGAUCCUCCUGGACGACCUCAGCGAGGCGGGCUCCAUCAGCGAGCUCGUCAACGGUGCGCUCACCUGCAAGUACCACAAAUGCCCGUAUAUCAUUGGCACUACCAACCAGCCUGUGAAGAUGACCCCAAACCACGGCCUCCAUCUCAGCUUCAGGAUGCUGACCUUCUCCAACAACGUGGAGCCAGCCAAUGGCUUUCUGGUGCGCUACCUGCGGCGGAAGCUGCUGGAGUCGGACACGGACAUCAAUGCCAACAAGGAGGAGCUGCUGCGGGUGCUGGACUGGGUGCCCAAGCUCUGGUACCAUUUGCACACCUUUCUGGAAAAGCACAGCACAUCCGACUUCCUCAUCGGUCCCUGCUUCUUUCUGUCCUGCCCUAUUGGAAUUGAGGAUUUCCGGACCUGGUUCAUCGACCUGUGGAACAACUCCAUCAUCCCUUACCUGCAGGAGGGGGCAAAAGAUGGGCUUAAGGUCCAUGGGCAGAAGGCGGCCUGGGAGGACCCCGUGGAGUGGGUGCGGGACACCCUGCCCUGGCCGUCAGCGCAGCAGGACCAGUCCAAGCUCUACCACCUGCCCCCGCCCACCGUCGGGCCGCAGAGCGCCGUGUCCCCCCCUGAGGAGCGCACCAAGGACACCACGCCCAGCUCCCUGGACUCGGACCCGCUGAUGGCCAUGCUGCUCAAGCUCCAGGAAGCCGCCAACUACAUUGAGUCUCCAGACCGUGAGACCAUGGUGGACCCCGACCUGCAGUCGACUCUGUGAGGCCUGGAUGUGC
Messenger RNA from Ficedula albicollis (Collared flycatcher), 5820 nucleotides. It is a transcript of the gene NAV1, whose product is annotated as neuron navigator 1. Gene Ontology annotation, cellular component: axon initial segment; microtubule cytoskeleton. Gene Ontology annotation, biological process: nervous system development; microtubule bundle formation; neuron migration. NCBI's taxonomy places the organism in Eukaryota, Metazoa, Chordata, Aves, Passeriformes, Muscicapidae. The record is from RefSeq and is a predicted model, not a curated record. The coding region runs from base 81 to 5807 and encodes 1908 amino acids. The transcript is spliced from 35 exons. Gene Ontology annotation, molecular function: ATP hydrolysis activity.